CCUCAAUAUAUAAGCCAUCUAUUCAUAGCAAUGCCUACCUUCGCCUACCCCUACUACUCACCACCACCACCAUCCCCACCAUCAUCUAUACACUUCCCUCCACCUCCCAUUCCAUCGCUGCCACCACCUUCAAGGUGGGUCCCACCUCCACCACCUCGCAAAAUGGCCCCGCCGCCACCCCACAUUGCGCCUCCACCGCCACCCGGACCCCACCACACCGUCAUAAUCAUCGUGUUUGCGUCACUCGGCGGGCUCUUCUUCCUCGCGUUCCUCGCCGCCGCUCUCUUCUGCUUCCUCGACAAGAAGAAGAAGAAGAAGAAGAUGGUCCACGAGGAAGAUGUGGUUAAUGUCACAGACCAUGUUCAUGUGCACAAGACUAUGGUACCGGGACCCCAUGGAGAGCAAGUUGUGGCGAUGACUGUCGAUGAAGAUUUCAACAUUCAAGGGAUUCUGAAGAAGAAUGAGGUUCAGACUCUAGAGAAAGGUUUGGGAGUUGGAGUUGUGGCAGAACCAAGAGGUUUGAAUGGUGAAUCUGUUGGAGCGCAGCCAAGUUGGUCUACGACUUACUGAUCAUUGAGGAUAUGCGUGUUGAGAUGCACUGUCAUGUUGUUAAUUCAUUGGUUCGAUGCUACUAGGUGCAUGCAUGAUUGGAGCCUGUUAAUUAAUUCAUGUGUUGUACUUAGUGGAAUAAAAAAAAUUAUUUGAUGAUA
Messenger RNA from Asparagus officinalis (garden asparagus), 710 nucleotides. RefSeq names its product proline-rich receptor-like protein kinase PERK1. Lineage: Eukaryota; Viridiplantae; Streptophyta; Magnoliopsida; Asparagales; Asparagaceae. Bases 31 to 570 code for a protein of 179 amino acids. Gene Ontology annotation, biological process: plant-type secondary cell wall biogenesis. The record is from RefSeq and is a predicted model, not a curated record. The transcript has a single exon.